AUGGUAACUGAUAUUGGAGGAUGCGAUAUUCAGAAGCAAGAAAUCCAUGAAGCAGUGGAACUUCCACUUAUUCACCAUGACUUAUACAAACAGAUUGGAAUAGAUCCGCCAUGUGGUGUAUUGCUCUAUGGCCCACCUGAAACUGGUAAAACAAUGCUAGCUAAGGCUGUGGCUAACCAUACAGUGGCUGCUUUCGUUAGAGUUGUUGGUUCAGAAUUUGUUCAGAAGCAUUUGGGUGAGGGUCCACGAAUGGUUCGUGAUGUUUUUCGUCUUGCCAAGGAGAAUGCACCUGCCAUCAUCUUUAUUGAUGAGGUUGAUGCUAUAGCUACUGCAAGGUUUGAUGCUCAAACUGGAGCUUCAAGUUUGUAG
Molecule: messenger RNA, 369 nt
Organism: Rosa chinensis
Lineage: Eukaryota; Viridiplantae; Streptophyta; Magnoliopsida; Rosales; Rosaceae
Product: 26S proteasome regulatory subunit 6B homolog
Exons: 3
Coding region: 1-369 (122 amino acids)
Biological process (GO): proteasome-mediated ubiquitin-dependent protein catabolic process
Cellular component (GO): proteasome regulatory particle, base subcomplex
Molecular function (GO): ATP hydrolysis activity; ATP binding; proteasome-activating activity
Source: RefSeq, a predicted model, not a curated record